Entamoeba invadens IP1 is the source of this 1464-nucleotide messenger RNA. RefSeq lists its product as hypothetical. The coding region runs from base 1 to 1464 and encodes 487 amino acids. Lineage: Eukaryota; Evosea; Mastigamoebida; Endamoebidae. The transcript has 3 exons. The record is from RefSeq and is a predicted model, not a curated record.
AUGAAUUUGAGAUACCAAAUGGUGUCAAAGAAGUUGAGGAAAACACAUUUUGGGACAAAUUUUGCAGAAAAUGUGACUCAAAUCAAUGUGCCAAAUACUAUCACUAAAAUUGGGAACAAUGCUUUUUCAGGAGUUAUAAAUUUGUGUGUGUUAACACUUCCAGACACUUUGAAAUUCAUUGGAAAACACAUCUUUUCUCACAACAUCAAAUUAACAAAAAUUGAUAUCGGCAACAACACACAAAAUGAUUUUGAUAAGUUCGUCGUUAGUUAUUGUUGCCACUUGAGACUUCUUAAUUAUAGGUAUCAUUUUAACAAUAUUGAAUUGAUUAUUUCGGACAUUGAAAAUGUUGGCAACACUUUCGAUGUGACUAAACUGCGAAAGUUUGCAACUACAUCAGUAUUAAAUACUCAACUGUUUGAUAAUGUCCCACCAUUAGUAACUGAAUACUGUGAUUUGUUGUUAAAUGCAAAACACUUGAUUAUUCCAAAUGAAGUCACUGAUAUGAUUGAAUAUACUUGUGAAAAUAUGCCAAUCCACACAGUCAAUAUUUUAAAUGUCCCUGUGAUAGCAGAAGGCGCGUUUUCUCAACGUCAUUAUUUAACACAAAUUGUUCUAAAUGAAACGUUGAAAAGUAUUGAAAACAACGCAUUUGAGUCGUGUUUAUCAUUGAAAGAAAUAGUUCUUCCAAAAAGUCUUCAAUACACAGGAAACAGGGCGUUCGAAAAGUGUUGUUCCCUCACAAAAGUGUCAUGUGAAAAUGAUAAUAUUAUUUAUGGAACAAAGUGUUUUGCUUUUUGUGUUUCACUGAAAGAAGUUCCAGUUAUAAAAAAUAUAAACGUUGCGAUUGAAAGUUGUAAAGAGAUUUGUGAUUUUGCGUUUUAUCGAUGUUUGUCACUCAUAAAAAUUGGUAUCCCAAAAAGCGUCACAAAAAUUGGAGUUUUUAGUUUUAGAAAGUGUGUCACAUUGAGAGAAAUUGAAAUACCAAAAAGUGUAAUUACCAUCGAGGAUGGUUCGUUUUAUGACUGUAAAAACAUUAAAAAAGUUUUUAUAGAUAAUUCCAAUGUUAUAUGUGGAGUUGAUGUGUUUGAGGGUUGUGAAAAAAUCACUACACUGCAAAUUGGCAACGAAAAAGAAAAGUACCAAUUUGAAGUGAGUUACUCUUUUUAUUUACUAAUGAAGAAUAUACACAUCAGUUGUGAGAAUGUAGUAGUGAAGAGAAGUGAUGUUCUUAAAUAUAGCACUGCAAAAAUGAUUAAUGAAAUUCAAAUGAACAAGUUAAUUCACAGACUUGACGAAGGCUGCUUCUUCAUGAAUUCCGAGUUGACCAAAAUUGAAGUUUUAAACAAUGUGACAGAAAUUGGAAAUUUCGCAUUUUACAACUGUCUGAAUUUGAAAGAAGUUAUCUUGCCAAAGAAUAUUGUCGAGAUUUCACCUACUGUUUUGAUGGAUGUUCAAACUUGA